ACAGUUUGAUACGAAGUCAUGUGAGUUGUUAGGCCUAUGACUAUUUUGUUUCAUUUAGCCUAUAGGCCAAUGUGUUUUGUAUUAAUUAGGGAGAUGUCAGUUUUAUUUAUAAUUGGCCUCUGUUUUAUGUGCAAUAGGCCAAAGUGUAUUUUGUAGUUGUUAUAGUCCAUUUUGUUAUUUUUAUUUUUGCACAGGUAUAUCUCAAACAUUUUAUAGGCUGUAGCCUAUUUAUAAUGUAAGAGCGCAUAGGCCUUGGAAGACAAAUUUGGUUUGUGAAACUAAUAUCAAUAUUAUAUUGGUCUAUUGAGCCCACAGUAUUGUCUAAUGUUUAGCAACUGUUUGUAGUGCUGAAACGUAUAAUAAAGCAAUAUUCUGCAAUGUGAACUUCCAAAAUUCGUAUUGUAUGCGUUCUGAUAGUGAGAGAAACUUUUGUUUUCGGGAAUAAUAUUAAUCCCGUUCCCACCCUUCAUCUCUUUAAAUUUGUCUGCCUUGUACCCUGUACCCUACCCAUUUUCCUCUUUUAUGUUGCUUCUGGCGCUCACUAAACACUUUUCCACUGUUUAUAUUAAUCGACCUGACCAUUUAUAGCAUGCCUGGUGGGAGAUCUUAAGAGGACAUUCUUUUACUUUGUAUCGAGAUGAAAGCUUGUUGCAGCCCGAUCAGGGGCUUCCUUUUGAAUACGAUUUAAAUGUUUAGUUAUUAAACUAAAUUUAAACGUUCCGAGUGGCUAGACAAGGUAGGAGAAAGGGAGGACCUUCAAAAUAUGAACACUGGAAGAGGGAGGAAUGGGCGUGCACGAGAAAUACUUUUGGAAUGCACGGUAGGGCGACAGCCGUUGCCUGCUUCCAUUUUGCGGUUAUGGCCGUUUCUCCCUCGCGUUAUUUGCAUGUUGUCAUCACACUUUUGUUUCUCUGUCAUUUGACAACAAGAAGAAUGCACAGCAGCCUACCUUAACGGACACUUAGAGGUUGAGCCUGAAGGCGAUAUGACGGCAUAUGAGAUUUCAUGCAAUGGGAAUUGUUUUGUAUUCAAGUUCAAGUUUAUUACCCACAUGGCAGAGGUACACUGAAUUGCAUGGGCAUUACAAUAAUAAAAAGAAUACCAGCAACGAAACCAUCUUAAAAAGUCUAAAUAUAUAAAAUAAAACAGUCAAACGGACUUAUAAAACUGUUCAAAAGAAGAACCUGCAGUGCAUCAGUCCGUUUUCACUCGCAGUUGUUGAUGAGGGACGUGAGGAAAGAGAUCGGGGAUCUUUUGUAUCCUUCAGUUCGCGCUGAUCGGAUUAAAAGUUUGUUUUGCUUCCUCGUCUGCCUUCUUACUGCGACCCUAGUAGGCGGUAGCCUGAACUGGGAGGUGAGGAGGUUUUUGGCAAAAUCAGCGCAUAGAUCCUUCUGUCCUGUAGAGAGCUGAGGGAGAGAGGGUGCGUAAGGCUUUUGGGUGCGUAAGGCUUUUUAGUGUUCCUCUAAAAUAAGUUUUUAGACUUUUGAAUAUUUAUUUCGGCAACCUGGUUGUACCGAAUUUCAUUCCCAUUCAGCAUUAAGCAGUGUCUGGCGACCAUGCGGCUACAUACACCGAGAAGAUGACAGCUCUUUGGCUGACCACAGACCCCUCUCAUCUUCCAAAUAUGACCCACCUACCUGGGAUAACAGCCUCCAAUAAUCAAACAUGUGGAAACAACGACUCCUUCAAGUUCCUGGCCUACACCGUCACGUAUUGCUUCAUCUGUCCUGUUGGCUUCUUAUGCAACUCACUGGCCCUGUUGGUCUUCUUCUGCUGCACACCCAAGAAGUCUGCCAACACCAUCUUCAUGAUUAACCUGUCAUUAUCGGAUGUGAGCUUCUCCUUGACCCUCCCUUUCCGCCUGGUGUACUACCUGCAGGGUGGUCAGUGGGACUUCCCGGACUGGCUGUGUCGCUGGUGUGUCUUCUCCUUCUACCUCAACCUCUACACUAGUGUGCUGUUCCUCACUGGGCUCAGUGUGCUCAGGUAUUUGGCCGUGCUGCAUCCUAUUCAGAACAAGACCCUUGUCACAGUCCGGAGAGCCUGCUGGGUUUGCUUGGGGAUCUGGGUGUUUGUGGCACUCUCCUCCAUGCCAUUCCUCCUCUCUGGGACUCACCAGCAUCUGGGAAAGACCCGCUGCUUUGAACCUAGAGGGCACAAAGCCUGGAAGCUGAUUCUGGUCCUGAACUAUGUUGGGCUGGCCUUAGGCUUCCUCCUCCCUUUCCUGACUAUCCUGGCCUGCUACAGCCGUAUCAUCCACAGGCUGACCACCCGGGAUAAGAGACUAAGAAGAACGCAGGCGAAUCGACAAAGGCCAGUGUACCUAGUUGCCGUGAUCCUGACCACCUUCCUCCUCUGUUUCUUGCCUUAUCACCUGGCUCGUACAGCCCACCUCCAUGCAGUCAUCUUGCAAGACAGCAGCAAGCCUCAGGACUGCUGGCUAACAGAGCUCCUGCAGAAGAUCCUGGUUAUGACACUUUGUCUGGCUACCUCCAACAGUUGCUUCAACCCUCUGCUGUACUACUUUUCUGGAGAAAACUUUCGCAAGACUGUAUGUGCCGCCUCUGUGCGCUCCCGAAAAUCACCCGGCUCCUUUAACCGGGGCAGCCUGCUCGACUCCAGGGGUAAGUUCAACCCCCAUCACUUGUCUCCCCCAGUCAAGGAUAAAGGCCUGAUCCAGGACAACAACGCCAUCCUGAACAGGGCAGCGCAGGUAUGAUGGAACAGAAAAAUGCCUUGCUUGCCUUUUGAAAAUAGGAGGGUCAAGACAUGGAAGAGGAGUAGGACGCAAGUGACUGAAGUUCCACGAACCAGGUGGCUAGGUUCAGAAAGCGAGAUUUCAGAAUCAAAACUUGUGGGUUAUCAUGCAUGCUCUUUGUAGAGGGUGAUGUGAUCUUCUAUGUACACAAGCUCAGUGUAAGGUUUCUGACUGAAGAUACCUACAAGGCAGUAUUACAAUAAUUUCAAUGUGGCAUUGUAUUUUACCCUCUGCUGUCCACAAAAAUGUUCCAUGCAGGUCUUCAAUUUAAGAAUUGUAAGAACAGCUUUUGUAUUCCAUUUGAUAUAAGGUGUUAUAAUUGCUCACACAAAGUUAAAGAAUACUGUCAGACAUGGGAAACCAAACAAUGCGUAGAUGAGGUUGUGCAAUAUUACAUGUUACCUGGAAGGGAGAGAUUGAUAUCUGAGACUAGAGGAUAUCGGGAGAAGAGACCAUUCUCUAUACAAAAGUAGGCAGGGGUUUUGGUUUAAAUUAAAUUUAAACUUUUGAGGGGCAUAGAACCAUGCAAAGUAUGGGAUUGCCAAACAGGGGGAAAUUAUGUUAGCCUGCCCUUAGCUGGUAAGGUUACCAUGAAAGCCUGUUUUUGGAUCCCCCCAGAAAAACAAUGGUCUUGUGUCCUACUCUGAUGAAAAGGGGGAGCCACUAUAUCUCUGCUUGGAUUAUACUGCCAUAAAGGACAGCCAAACCAAAAGUUUUCCCCCAAUUUUCCAGGAGUUCAGCUUGAUCCACUUUUAAGGGGUUAGGGAAUAAUUUUACAGUCUAUCCCGCAUUGAUAGAAUUAAAAAAAAAAUCUAUUAAUAGAUUUUGUGGUGUUCACAUAAGUUAAAAAAUACAACAUUAUUCACUCAAUUAUGUUUCAAUAAAUUUUUCUUUAAAAACAUUUAAAGUCCCUGACCCUAAUGUAUCAAACGAUAAAGAGAAAUAUGUGUAUUUCUUUGCUCAAUAAAAUGUACAAUAUUUAUUUUGGAAGAAAUUAAAAACCAAAACAAUAAUUCCAGUCCAUUUUUGUCUUUCUCUCUCCCAUUAACUGCCGACUUUCUCAGCAGUUAGGGUAACCAAGACAGGGAUUCCAAGGAUUGCCAUUGUGUGAGAAUGUGGUAAUGCCUGAACUAAAGGAGAAUGGGCUGAAUCCAAUUUUAAACUGGUCUACUUAAGUUUGAAUUCAACCAACAAUUAAAAUUCAUAGCCAACAGAAUACACUAUAUGACCAAAAGGAACUCAACAACUCUGGGGCUGUUUUUAAUGGUUUGGGCUAGGCCCCUUUGUUCUAGUGAAGGCACAUCUUAAUGCUACAGCAUACAAUCACAUUCAAUACAAUUCUGUGCUUCCCCAACAGUUUGGGGAAGGCUCUUUCCUGUUUCAGCAUGACAAUAUCCCCAGGCACAUAUAGAACAUGUUUUGUGGUGAAUGGUGUGGGAAAACUUGACUGGCCUGCACAGAACCCUGACCUUGAGCCCAUCCAACACCUUUAGGAUCAAUUGUAAAGCCAACUGUGAGCCAGGCCUAAUCAGUACUCGAGCUCACUGAUGCUUUUCUGGCUGGAGGUUGUUAUAGCAGCAAAGGGUAGACCAACCCCACAUUAAUGCCCAUAAUUUUGAAUGAGAUGUUGAAUGGUGUCCACAUAAUUUUGGCCAUGUAGUGCAUGUACUGUAAAUUAACAUAUUACAGAUUUAGCAAUGUUCUAUCUGUAUACAUUCUUGAUCUAAUAUCCUUUCAUAUCAAGACCCCCUUGGACAUUUGGACAUUUCAGUGAAAAUUCUUCAUGGACAGGUUAAAGGUUAAGUAAAAGCCAGUGGUUAUUAGCCUGCUGACAACAUCUUGGCCUAUUUGUAGCACAAAUCCCUGGUCAUUCAUCAUUAUCACAGAGUAGUGAUUGUGCUUGAUAUGCAUGUUAAUAAACAUACAUAGUGUACAGUAUUCAUUCAUUUAUUAAUAUGUAUGUAACACAUAUGGAAGAUCAUUUUAUGUUUGCUAAUGUGCAUGCAGGUUUUGUUCUAUUCUAGCACUAAAACACCGGACUCACCAAAUAAAGGCCUCAGAUGAACACAA
Molecule: messenger RNA, 4828 nt
Organism: Anguilla anguilla (European eel)
Lineage: Eukaryota; Metazoa; Chordata; Actinopteri; Anguilliformes; Anguillidae
Product: cysteinyl leukotriene receptor 1-like
Exons: 2
Coding region: 1580-2719 (379 amino acids)
Biological process (GO): G protein-coupled receptor signaling pathway
Cellular component (GO): plasma membrane
Molecular function (GO): G protein-coupled receptor activity
Source: RefSeq, a predicted model, not a curated record